Messenger RNA from Clunio marinus, 1139 nucleotides. NCBI's taxonomy places the organism in Eukaryota, Metazoa, Arthropoda, Insecta, Diptera, Chironomidae. The record is from the annotation of a GenBank genome assembly.
AGUUUCAGGCGGAGAGUGUAGAAUUUGAAUCGGUUAAAUCGGUUCAAAAUCGGCAUUUCGCUAAAAAUAAUUUUUUGUUGACAUCGAGAAUUAAACAAAACUGCUAGGAAAUUUAAGUUAAAGUUGUCAACAAAAUGGCAAGUGGACCAAUAGCCGAAAGAAAUCAAGAUGCAACUAUUUACGUUGGUGGACUUGAUGAGAAAGUAACUGAAACAUUAUUAUGGGAGUUAUUUGUGCAAGCUGGUCCUGUUGUAAAUGUUCAUCAACCUAAAGAUCGAGUUACUCAAAUGCACCAAGGAUAUGGUUUUGUAGAGUUUCUGGGAGAAGAGGAUGCUGAUUAUGCAAUCAAAAUCAUGAACAUGAUAAAGUUAUAUGGAAAACCAAUAAGAGUAAACAAAGCUUCAGCACAUCAGAAAAAUCUCGAUGUUGGAGCCAAUAUUUUCAUUGGUAAUCUUGAUCCAGAAGUUGACGAGAAACUUCUCUACGAUACAUUCUCUGCUUUUGGUGUUAUUCUUCAAACACCAAAAAUUAUGAGAGAUCCUGAAACUGGCAACAGCAAAGGAUUUGCUUUCAUUAAUUUUGCAAGUUUCGAAGCAUCCGAUGCUGCAAUGGACGCCAUGAAUGGUCAAUAUCUUUGCAAUCGUCCCAUUAGUGUAUCGUAUGCUUUCAAGAAAGAUUCUAAAGGCGAACGACAUGGAUCAGCAGCUGAACGAUUACUUGCUGCUCAAAAUCCUCUCAGUCAUUCCGAUCGACCUCAUCAACUCUUUGCAGAUGCUCCAGUACCACAAAUGAUUCCAAUGAAUCAUCACAUGAAUAUGAUGCCACCAUUUGUUCCACCACCGCCUCCUUCUGCCGGCCAUAUUCCGAAUCCACCAAUGGGACCACCAGCUUUUCCAAAUAUUCCGCCACCUCCGUUGCAAGCCCCACCACCUCCACUUCAUCCUCCUCCAUUGCCACCAAGCUCUUGGCCUGCAAGUUUUCCACCACCACCCCCGCAACCCUAUUUUUAACUUUCAUAAACAUAAUUUUGUAACUUUUAUCACCACUGCAGUAUCUGCAUCAGAAAGUAUAUAAAAUAAAAAUAGAAUCUUCAAGCGAGAAAUUAAUUUGAAAACUCGGUUGUGUGUUGAGUGACAAGA